ACACUGUUAACCACUGUUGAAUGUUUUGGUUUUUAUCAAUAAAUCACAAUCGGUUAUUGAUUAAGAUUUUGAGGUUAAUUAAUCGUGUUCGGCUCGACGAGUAUUCCAUCAUAAGAUAACUAAAAAUAUUUGAAACAUUAAAAAUGGACGUGGAUAAUGCCGACCAAUAUUUUGCGAGUUAUGAAAAUCUGGAUGUGCAUAAGCUUAUGCUUGAAGAUGAGCCCAGAACACUUGCAUACAGAAAAGCGAUUUUGGAUAACAAAGCUUAUUUUAAAGACAAAAUUGUAAUGGAUGUUGGAUGUGGCACUGGAAUAUUAUCCAUAUUCUGUGCUCAAGCUGGUGCCAAAAAAGUUUAUGCAGUUGAAGCUAGUAACUUGGCCAUUCUAGCAAAAAAAAUAGUUGAGGAAAACAAGUUUGAAGAUGUUAUAGAGGUUCUCCACAAAAGAGUUGAAGAAGUUAUACUACCAAACUACCUGAAGGUAGAUGCCAUAGUAUCAGAGUGGAUGGGCUUCUAUUUACUGCACGAGGGCAUGUUGGACUCAGUCCUGUAUGCUAAGGAGUGGUUCUUGAAAGACGAUGGAGAAAUAUUUCCAGAAAGCGCUAUUAUUUAUGUUGCUCCAUGUAGCGUUCCAUCAUUAUAUGAUAACUGGAACAAUUUCCAUGGAGUGUCAAUGAAAUCAUUUGCCAAAGAGCUCAGAGCAACUAAAGGGAGCAAGCCAGAAAUACUUAAUGUAGGACCAGAGGACUUGAUGGGGCCUGAAGUGGCAUUCUGCUGGGUCAAUCUGAAGGAUGAAGAGCCACUGGAACUUAAUAAUUAUACCUUGCAACAUGUUGUUGGUGCGAGCAAAAAUGGUAACUACCAAGGCCUCUGCAUAUGGUUCGAGUGCAAUUUCCCACAGCUUGCUGACAGUACAGGAGACGGUCGCACAGUUCUGGACACAAGUCCACAGAGCGCGGCUACACAUUGGAAACAAACCGUCAUAGUGUUGCCGGAACAGCACCAGGUGGAGCAAGGAGAACCUAUUGCAUUCCAGUUGGAUAUGAAUCGAGCUCAUUCUAAGAGCAGAAGGUACAAUCUACAGUUAACGAUGCUUGAUCCAGAAACUGAAGAGCAUCCGUUACCAUGCACAUGCCACAUGACAAAAUGCAUAUUAACCAAGGCCUACAUGGAGCAGCAUGCUGAACAAGCAAAAAUUUACAGAAUAGCAGUAUAUGAAAGUCCAAAAAGAUAUUCCACUGUCCUAACAGAUGAAGAUAUAAUUGAUGAGGGUGAUUAAAAACCUUUUCUUAA
Messenger RNA from Helicoverpa zea (corn earworm), 1291 nucleotides. RefSeq names its product protein arginine N-methyltransferase 6 (gene Art8). The record is from RefSeq and is a predicted model, not a curated record. Gene Ontology annotation, biological process: peptidyl-arginine methylation. Gene Ontology annotation, cellular component: nucleus. The coding region runs from base 144 to 1277 and encodes 377 amino acids. The transcript is spliced from 6 exons. NCBI's taxonomy places the organism in Eukaryota, Metazoa, Arthropoda, Insecta, Lepidoptera, Noctuidae. Gene Ontology annotation, molecular function: protein-arginine N-methyltransferase activity.